AUGGCUGCCGCUAUCUCUUACCGUAUUUACAAGAAUGCCUUGGUCUUGUCUGCCUUUCUAGUUGCUGCUCAGGCACAACAGGUUGGCACAUAUCAGACUGAAACCCAUCCUUCUCUGACCUGGUCUAAGUGCACCAGCAGUGGCAGUUGCACAUCGACUGCCGGUAGCGUUGUCAUCGAUGCCAACUGGCGCUGGGUUCAUAGCACUACCUCAUCUACCAAUUGCUAUACAGGCAAUACUUGGGAUGCAACUCUCUGUCCCGACGAUGUGACUUGUGCAUCUUCCUGUGCGGUCGAUGGUGCUUCAUACUCAAGCACCUACGGUGUGACUACCAGCGGUGAUGAGCUGCGUCUCAACUUUGUCACCACGGCAUCGCAGAAGAAUAUCGGAUCUCGUCUCUAUCUCAUGGAGGACGAUAGUACAUACGAGAUGUUCCAACUUCUGAACCAGGAGUUUACCUUCGAUGUUGAUGUCUCCAAUCUCCCCUGCGGCCUCAAUGGAGCGCUCUACUUCGUCGCAAUGGAUGCCGAUGGUGGCACUUCUCGAUUCCCCAAGAACAAAGCUGGCGCAAAAUACGGCACUGGCUAUUGUGAUUCGCAGUGCCCGCGCGAUCUCAAGUUCAUCUCUGGUGAAGCCAAUGUUGAGGGCUGGGAACCAGCCGAAAAUGACGUGAAUUCUGGCCUUGGAAACCACGGCUCCUGCUGUGCUGAGAUGGAUGUCUGGGAAGCCAAUUCAAUUUCCAAUGCUGUCACUCCCCACCCUUGCGACACCCCCACUCAGACUGAAUGUACCACAGACGCCUGUGGUGGUACCUACAGCUCUGAUCGAUAUGCAGGUACUUGCGAUCCUGAUGGAUGUGAUUUCAACCCAUACCGCAUGGGUAACACCUCGUUCUAUGGACCGGGCAAGACUGUGGACACCAGCUCUCCCUUCACCGUUGUGACUCAGUUCAUCACCAAUGAUGGCACUUCCUCCGGCACUCUGAGCGAGAUUAAGCGCUUCUACGUGCAAGAUGGGGAGGUGAUCGGCCAGUCCGACUCCAAGGUCAGCGGUGUGACCGGCAACUCCAUCACCACCGAUUUCUGCACGGCUCAGAAGAAGGCCUUUGGAGAUACCGAUAGCUUUACUGAGCAUGGAGGCCUUGCCGGUAUGGGCGCUGCUAUGGCCGAAGGAAUGGUCCUCGUGAUGAGUCUGUGGGAUGACCACAACUCCAACAUGCUCUGGCUCGACAGCACUUAUCCGACCACAGCCUCCUCCACUACCCCCGGAGCUGCACGCGGUUCCUGCGAUAUCUCUUCGGGUGAUCCCGACACUGUGGAGACUGCGGAUGCUAACUCAUACGUUAUCUACUCGAACAUCAAGGUCGGCCCAAUUGGCUCAACUUAUAACUCUGGCAGUUCCUCCGGUGGAUCAAGCUCGAGCACCACUACUAGCAAAACGUCCACCACUAGCAAAACGUCCACCACCACCAAAACAUCCUCGACCACUUCGUCUACCGGCUCGAGCACUACUGGAGCGGCUCACUAUGCCCAAUGCGGUGGAAUUAGCUGGACUGGUGCGACCACCUGCGCUAGUCCAUACACUUGCACCAAGCAGAACGACUAUUACUCCCAGUGCCUGUAG
Messenger RNA from Penicillium waksmanii, 1623 nucleotides. It is a transcript of the gene cbhB, whose product is annotated as putative 1,4-beta-D-glucan-cellobiohydrolyase. The coding region runs from base 1 to 1623 and encodes 540 amino acids. The transcript has a single exon. Gene Ontology annotation, molecular function: cellulose binding; hydrolase activity, hydrolyzing O-glycosyl compounds. Gene Ontology annotation, biological process: carbohydrate metabolic process. Lineage: Eukaryota; Fungi; Ascomycota; Eurotiomycetes; Eurotiales; Aspergillaceae. Gene Ontology annotation, cellular component: extracellular region. The record is from RefSeq and is a predicted model, not a curated record.